Molecule: messenger RNA, 2634 nt
Organism: Hylaeus volcanicus
Lineage: Eukaryota; Metazoa; Arthropoda; Insecta; Hymenoptera; Colletidae
Gene: prel
Product: protein preli-like
Exons: 5
Coding region: 365-1075 (236 amino acids)
Biological process (GO): phospholipid transport
Cellular component (GO): mitochondrial intermembrane space
Molecular function (GO): phosphatidic acid transfer activity
Source: RefSeq, a predicted model, not a curated record
GGAGCACCCUUUGUACACAUUCUCUGCGCUUGUCGUCUUGUCGCCAUUCGCAAACUCAUUCGUGUCAUGUAUACGAUUUAAAUGGAAAAAGAACCGCUUUAAUAAUAUCGACGGUCGAGCAGUUGGUUGCGGUGACCCAAUUAGAUAAUUUGCAACUCGAUUAGAGAAAGGACACGUUUGUGUAUAUAGAUCAUUUAUACAUGUUUACGCAUUCAUGUUACAUGGACACCUUUGUAGAUCAAAGGGCGAGAGUUAAAUUGACAGAGUAGUCUCUGUAUAUGGUCAUUUUUAUAUUCAGCAGGGCUGGUCCGUCGUGCAUCAUAACUUUGUUCCUUUAAUAGGACGAAUCGUGUAAGUCAGAAGGAUGGUUAGACGUUACGAAAACUGCACAACUUUUCAAUUCAAUUGGAAUCAAGUUGUGCAAGGAUUCUGGCAAAGAUACCCAAAUCCUAACAGUGGCCAUGUUCUUUCUGAGGACACUAUAAAGAGGGAAGUUAAAAAUGGAGUCCUAUAUACCACGCGAUUAUUAACAAAGACAAAUAGGAUACCUAAAGGGGCAGAGAGAUUUGUCAAUAAAAAUACUGUUAAGAUUGUUGAAGAAAGCAUUGUAGAUCCCAAAGCCAAGACUUUGACAACAUAUACAAGAAAUUUAGGUUAUACUAAAAUUAUGAGUGUUGUGGAGAAAGUUGUCUACAAGAUUAGCGACGAUAAUCCUAAUUGGACAGUAGCACAGAGAUUAGCGUGGAUAGACAGCAGCGUGUUUGGCUUUAGUAAAGCUAUUCAAGCAAUUGGAAUCGAUAGAUUUAAGAAGAAUUGCAAUUUGAUGUACAAUGGCUUCAAUUAUGUUCUGGCACAUAUGUUUCCACAUACGGCGCAAUAUAUGAAUCCGACGCUAGCACAAAUGGGGUUCGCUCAUCGUCAUGACGAAGGUAUAAGAUCCACUCUGGCAGAGGAUUUCCAACAAUCCUUCCAAGGUAAGGCAGAGAAAGUGAAGGAUGCUGCAAAGAAAGCUACAGAUUUGGCGAAGAAGAAGGCUGGACCGCUUUAUGCGGCUUGCCAACCACAGCAAUCGUAAAUAACCCCAUAGGCUUACAGUCACUUCACAAGGAUAUACAAAAAGUAUUUUGUUGGUAAAUAAGGGUACUUUGAAGGAGCUUCGAACAUAGUUGAGGUUUUCAGCGGUCUUGAACGAUAGGACUUUUGCGAACAAUUAUUUCGUUCGCGUAAUGAGUAGAGUUGACACGACGAAAUCAUUAUUAAGGAUAAUUAAUGUUUGAAGUCCAUUUACAAGUUCGGAUACCCAUACAAUCUUGUAGCCGUAAUGUAAGAACUGCAGCAAAUUGUCGCGUGAAGAUUUCUAAUGAUAGUACUAGAUAUUGUAUUACAUUACCAUUCCUUUUAACUGCCAAUCUAUGUUUAAUUAUUAAGAGGCGCGUAAUGUAUGAGAGUAACAGAUUUAAAAGAUCACGUUUUCUACGAUGACAAUGAAAAUUGGAUGUAUAGGUGUUACAUCCAAACAUUUCAUUUUUAGUGUACCCUACUUCAGUCGCAUUUGCUUAGUUAACUCCACAGCACGAAGAGUGGAAAGAGUUGAAUGCAAAUGAUGGACGUUAUCGUGUGAAAUAUCCGAGAGCUAGCCAAGAAAUUUUCCUGAAAGUUUGAACAAAUUUAAAUUUACUAGAAUCGAUCGUGAUUCUUUUUGAACGAAUAUUAGAGAUCAAAAGGGAAGUACACGAGAUACGAUGUGCAUUUUUUCUUCUGACACGAUUCAACCACGCCAUUAACGGUUUGUAUCGGUAUUCGAUGCUUGGUACUUUACGACAAUUGUGAAAUUUAAAUUUUCAUGCAACAACGAGUAAUUAAUGCAAAUCUUAGGGUUCAGCGUACAAGUUAAACAGAAGUAAUUUCUGCAGUCCUUGUACAUGUAUAUAGUAAAAAUUUGUAUAAACGCAAUUACAGAGAAUCUAUGUUGUGCGAAAUUGUAAUAUAAUAGUGUCUAAUUUUAGUAUCGGAAUUGCCCACUAAUCGUGCAAGAAUAGACAGAGGAUGUACUAGAAUCUAGAAUAUACAAAUACACUACAUUAAUCAGAAAAAACAAAAUUACGUAUUUAUUAUUGCCACUUUGUCUCGGUCAGGGCUGGCUCAAGGAUAUUUGGCGCCCUUACGCUAUAUCGAUUAAUGGCAUCCCCUUCCUCUCCAUAAAACAAAUAUCCGUUUUUUUUUAUAUAUAAUAAUAAAAUUUCGAAUUAAACAAUUAUGAUUUUUAUGAAAACACAAUCACAGAUUCAGGAUAGUAUUAACAAAGUUAAAUCGUUUAAAAAAGAUGAAUCUUAAGCUAGAAAACUAGUAUCUAAAAAAUAGUAGAUCACUUUUAGCGAUAGGAUCAUUUAAUUAUUAACUAAUUAGUGUUCUCGUACAUUAAUCAAAUUUUAUCUCUGAUAUACUUUCACUGUCGAGUGUUUACUCUUUAAUCUUUUUAACAAUUAGUCAUCCUCUACAUGUCUAUACACUUUAACGACUGGUUCUUGCACCAAUAUUUUGUUAUAUAUUAGAUAUAAAUAAUUGUCCAAAAUCUUUGUUAUUAAUAUUUCUAAAAUGUAUCCUCACCUUAAUAAAAAAUACAAAUUCGGAGUA